Molecule: messenger RNA, 339 nt
Organism: Prunus armeniaca (apricot)
Lineage: Eukaryota; Viridiplantae; Streptophyta; Magnoliopsida; Rosales; Rosaceae
Source: the annotation of a GenBank genome assembly
AUGUGUAGAGUUCGAGCUUUUGCUCUUUCUCGAGUGUUUGCACCACCUCCUUCUAUUAUGUUGAUGUUUGUUUGGUUUUUGUGUUUGUUCUGGUGCUUUGUCAGGUUUGAUUUGGGAUGUGAUGAUCUUGUGGCUGGCUUCUUUUUUCUUCUCUUCCCUUCAACUUGUCCUAGUGAUGUCAUCUCAGGCGGAGGCGGCGACGACUCUAUUGGAUUUUGGUCAGAGUUUGUUAGCUUUCAUGGCCUUGGUAUGGGAUUGUGUGGGCUUAAUGCCUUCUGGUUGGUUGGGUCUCACUUUUUGGUGUAUUGUUAUUGGGGUGGGUUGGGUUUUUGGUUUUAA